Cariama cristata (Red-legged seriema) is the source of this 894-nucleotide messenger RNA. It is a transcript of the gene CCDC198, whose product is annotated as chromosome unknown open reading frame, human C14orf105. The coding region runs from base 1 to 894 and encodes 297 amino acids. The transcript is spliced from 6 exons. The record is from RefSeq and is a predicted model, not a curated record. Lineage: Eukaryota; Metazoa; Chordata; Aves; Cariamiformes; Cariamidae.
AUGGGCCUGAGUUCUUCCAAGGCGCACCCCAAAGUGACCAAGGUGGCACCGAUGUGUGCCAGGGAGGACCUGCCCGCUCUCACCACCCCAAACCAGCUCCCUGGCACGCCAGGACAGCCCAGCCUGCACCUGCCGGCCGUGGUGGAGUGGGGAAAUCCCACCUUCCACUGGGAACUUCCACCUCUCCGGGAGACCUGGCAUGGGAGAGCCUCUGCAGGGCCCCUUUCUUUCAACACUGUGACGGAAAAGGGAGAAACCAGCAUCAUUAAACAGCACCCGCCUCGAAGACCUCAAAGGCUUGGACCUGCUGGCCCUCUGCAAGCAAUCACUCCUGCAAAGCCCUGGAGUCAGCAAGAAGCGGCUGCAAGCCCAAAACCAAAGGUUCUGGAGAAGAGGGGACAAAGCCUGAGACAGCUCCCUGGCAGGCGGCAGCACUUGCACAAGCUGCAGAUGCUGGACCUGACCCGCAGGCGCCGAGAGGCAGAGCUGAAGCGAAAUCUCCACAGGGAGGCAAAAAUCAAUAAACAAAAAAUCAGGGAAUUCAGCCCAAAGAAAGUCCUUGACACUCUCCAGAGAGGCGACAGUGCCGAAAGCCGAGACCUCAUCCCUGCUGAGCACAAUCAAUGUUUUCAUGGAGACGACCGUGGAAACACGUGGGGUGAAGGACUCUCCAGGCAGCAUGAUGGGGAUGAACUCUCUCCAGGCAGGAGCAGGAAGGUUGACCUGUGGUUCUGCAAGGAGCCGCGGACGAGGGAUCUCUUCUGGGACACCUCCAGCACAGGGUCCGAAGAGUGGGAAAGGGAAGAGAAGAAGUUUUACCGCAAACCUACGCUUGUGAGAACCAAAACGGAGAGAGUUUCUCUCUUUGAUGACUUCUUUGAUAGGGAUUUCUAG